Pisolithus orientalis is the source of this 2564-nucleotide messenger RNA. RefSeq names its product kinesin-domain-containing protein. Gene Ontology annotation, molecular function: ATP binding; microtubule motor activity; microtubule binding. The record is from RefSeq and is a predicted model, not a curated record. Bases 166 to 2220 code for a protein of 684 amino acids. The transcript is spliced from 7 exons. Gene Ontology annotation, biological process: microtubule-based movement. Lineage: Eukaryota; Fungi; Basidiomycota; Agaricomycetes; Boletales; Pisolithaceae.
CGUCGCCAUUUUGCCGGUGGCGACGACAACGAACCACGUAAAGACGAGAUGUCCCGCUUACCACGGCGACUGCAAACAACAGGCCACAGCUCUUCACCAGAGCCAGCAUUACCGUCAAUUGUAACCGUGUUUUUCAAAGGUAACCACGAGAACAGCCACCCAAGAAUGAACAAACGGAAAUACGACGAUCACGACCUCGGUGCAGAGGCUCUCGAUCAGCCACGAAAACUACCGGCUAUCGGGACCCUUAACAGCUCUCGGCCACUCGCAGCCUCCAGAACGGCACUCAAUGAACCCACCACCACCGUUUCUACUUCAGCAGGUGCUGUAUCAAAACCACCUUCGCGCCCUCCCUCUCGCCUGACAAGGCGAGAUCCACCACGACCCGGCACAGCAACAACCAGAUCACGAUCGACGCGUGCAACCAGUGCACCUCCAAAACCUUCUGGCCCACCGACGCGUCCACCAAUAUCACGCAUCCCCUCGGGUUCGGGCAUUCUCCGGCAGCAGAAUGGGCCCACGUCGAUAGAGUCUCUCCAAGUAGCCUCCGCACAACGACUCGCAUGUGAUAUGGAUGCAGAACGCGCAAAGGUCGCCAAACUCUCUGCCGACGACCGGGCACUAUCUCGUCAACUUGCAUCCGCGAAAGAACUCGACCUUGAUAAACGUCGCGCGCUGGUCGAUGCGGUAGACGAGCUCGAGCGCAUAAGAAUAAAACACCAGCGGGAGAUUGUCGAUCUUGAAGUGGAGGCUGGGAAACGCGCACGGGAGGCGAGGGAACGCGAGGAAGAGUUGAAAGUCGCCAAGGAAGAUUUAGAGACUGCUCGCGAGACAAUUGCGUCUUUGAAAUCCACGGUGGCACAGCAGUCAGGCGUGCAGGUCACUCUGAAUGCGCAGAUCGCAGCUCUGCAAGUGGAAAACAGGGAAUUACGGGCGCAGCUCGAUGACCUGUCGUCAACCGUGUCCAAGGGCGCGCUCGAGUACGCGGAUGCACAGCGCAAGAUCGAGCAACUGGAGAAAGAAGCGAGAGAAGCAGAGAUGGUGAGGAGAAAACUCCACAAUAUGGUCCAAGAACUCAAGGGGAAUAUUCGUGUAUUCUGUCGUGUGAGGCCUGUGCUCCCCCAUGACUUCGUUCCGCCAGCAGUUGCGGGGCUCCGUCGGCCGGGGUCGCCGGCAGAUGAUCAGGAAAGGGCCGCUGUUGCAGACCUUACUUUCCCGGACAAGGAGGACCACCGAGAGAUCGUCGUUUCCUCGACCAGUUUAAAUGCUAUGGGUCAGGAGAGGAAAGAAGCUUACAAUUUCACUUUUGACCGGGUAUUCGAACCCGAGGCAACGCAGAGUGACGUGUACGAGGAAAUAUCACUGCUCGCACAAAGCUGCGUGGACGGGUACAAUGUCUGCAUAUUUGCGUACGGACAGACGGGUUCUGGAAAAUCAUUCACUAUGGAGGGUGGCUCGACCGAGGCAACGGUGGGUAUGAUUCCCCGAGCAGUUGGCGAUGUAUUUCGAGCGGCAGAUGCCCUCAGAAGUAAAGGAUGGGAGUACAAAAUGGACGGCCAAUUCCUCGAAAUCUACAACGAAACGAUUAAUGACCUGCUCGGCAAGGGUGAAUUCGACAAGAAGAAACACGAAAUUAAGCAUGAGAAGCAGGGAAGUACAAUUACGACACGCGUGACGGACGUAAACGUCCUUCCGCUCUCGACACCACGGGAAGUCGCUUCACUCUUGCGGCUCGCCAAUUCUCGGCGGACGGUUGCAGCGACGCUCAUGAACGAACGUUCAUCGCGGUCGCAUUCCGUGUUUACGCUUCGUGUGUCGGGGUAUAAUGCGCAUACGGGGACACGGUGUGAGGGGUGCUUGAACCUUGUCGAUCUGGCAGGCAGCGAACGUCUGAACGCUAGCGGCGCGGCUGGGGACAAGGACAGGCUCAGAGAGACUCAAAACAUUAAUCGAAGUUUGAGUGCUUUGGGAGAUGUUAUUGCGGCGCUCGGAGAAAAAAGUGUGGAGAAGGCUUCCGAGAAGCACGUCCCAUACAGAAAUUCGAAGCUCACGUACCUGCUGCAAAACUCUCUGAGCGGGAACUCAAAGACACUGAUGAUACUCAACUUGUCCCCUCUUGCCGCCCAUCUCGGCGAAUCCCUGACGUCGUUGCGGUUCGCGACAAAGGUCAACAAUACCACCAUUGGCACGGCAAGGAAGCAGGUCCGUGGGCCCAGCUAAGUUCGGACUUCGGGAGAAUAUACAGUACCGUGGGCAAGUCAUCUCGUUACACAUUGUAUUAGAACUUCUGUGCACGCGUGUUCUGUGGAAACAUACAGUACGCGCAGUACAUCUAUCUAUAUGCCGCUCCACCUGUCUUGAUCGCCCCUUUCUUUUUUUUUUUGGUUUGGUCUGUUGGCAAAAUUUUCGUACUUCGUGUUCCUCCUCGUUCACGUUCACGGAGCCCGGCCGAGAAGGGAGAAGGGUCACGCAUCUGUGCACCAGCUAUAUAUUAAAAGUAUUAUUACUGUUAUGUUGUGGUACCAUUUUUUUUUGUUCCGCUGGACUGCUCUUCGAUUUCAGAU